AUGGACAAAGUUCCAGCCGAAUUGAUCGACCACAUCAGCAGUUUUCUCGCGAACGACGACCUCAAGAACACCCUGCUAGUUUCCAAAGCUUUUGGCUUUGCUGCGGAGAAACACUCUCACGCCUUCAACGAAUUUUCGCUUCACGAAGGGAAUGUCGACAAAUUCUUGAGCACUUAUUCUGGCCACCGCUUUUCAUAUCUGCGCGUGGUUGAACUAUGGACAGAGCUUCCACGCGUCGAGGACGACGACAUGAUAUGUCGUGAGAGUAUGGAACGAUUGCGGAAGAACGACCAGAUUAUGACUCGGCAAAUCAACCUCUUCUUCGAAACCAUCCAAGUGGUUGAACAGCGUGCCGGAAAACGAGGCUAUUCGGCCAAAAUACUGCUCAACCUAGCCGACCCAGGUCGAGAUGUAUCGAAUGUAUUUUCUUCGAUCGAAUAUCCUCGGCACAUGAGCUGGCGCGUGCAUCUGCUUGACCCAGCUAGUCUUCCCUCGCUUCAAUGUGUGCGACAUCUGCAGAUAGGAGUGGGGUCGCGGUACCCAUUCGAAGACACGCCGGAGGGAUAUACUGGUGAUCUCGUAAAGAUGGACUACCGUAUCAUAGUAGACAUCGCUAUGAAAUGUCCAAAUCUCCAAUACCUGGGCUGUGAACUUGGACAUGAUGAGUGGCAGCGGAAAUGGAUGACCAAAGGCGAAAGGUAUCUCUCCCGUGACUGGGCUGGUCCUCGUAGGGACACAAGGAAAGACUUCGCGCAAGCCCUAGAGUCGGCAAAUCUACCAAAGUCACUUCGGCAUAUCAACCUCAACUUUCUUCAUCCAAUUGAUGAUGUCACAAGAAUCGACCACAACGAUGCGCAUCCGAACAUGGUAUCCCCGGCGACCAGCGAUCCAUUCAGCACCAGCCUUCAUCAUUUCUCUCAGAACCUUCGGAGAAUCAACCUUUGCGUUAUCGCAGACGAGUCAUUGUUUUGGCCUGAAUCUGGUCGCGUGACCUCUUGGCCCAAUCUAGAGAGCUUUGUUGUCAUGUUUCACAUGGUCAGCCCUUCCGGGAAAUGGUAUUUCCACGGCCCAAACGGCGAAGGUCGUACCGCAGUCGGAUUCGAAAUCAACGAAGACUCUUACCCGUCCCUGCAAGCGAGCGAUUUAGACGUGCGUAUGUGGGAGGAAGUUGAAAGAGACGGACAUCUACAGAACGACCAACUCACUGAUCGAUUUCGUAUCAUUCCCAAUGACAUUAUCUUGCGACCAUUCCUAAAAGGAUUCGCUUGCGCAGCGGCACAGAUGUUAUCUCUCAAAGAAGCAGUACUUUGGUGCCCUCUCAGCUGGGAACGGUGGGAUGACUGGACCUUUGACGGUGAUGAGGGGGAAGGUGAGGAAAGAAAUUGGCUUGGAUCAAGAUUUGAACAAGAGCUGGCUUGGGGCAUCCAGUACCUGCGUGCUGGGGAGAAGGAGUUCAAACACCGUCGUAAGCUAUCGCUGGAGACUCCGCAUCUCUGGUGGAAGGUCUCCAAGUGGCGCCCCGAUCCUGAGCUGCAUGAUCUAUUCCACAAAAUCGGAUGCCAGUCCCAGCGAGGUGACUUGGUAGAGCAUUGGGUUGAUGAAACUUCUGGACAGAAGCUUGUGGGUCGGAAUCAAUUCGAGGGGUUCAUGGUCCGAGAAUUAAUGUACCGUUGA
Molecule: messenger RNA, 1674 nt
Organism: Parastagonospora nodorum SN15
Lineage: Eukaryota; Fungi; Ascomycota; Dothideomycetes; Pleosporales; Phaeosphaeriaceae
Exons: 1
Coding region: 1-1674 (557 amino acids)
Source: RefSeq, a predicted model, not a curated record